Molecule: messenger RNA, 989 nt
Organism: Triplophysa rosa
Lineage: Eukaryota; Metazoa; Chordata; Actinopteri; Cypriniformes; Nemacheilidae
Gene: cav4b
Product: caveolin 4b
Exons: 4
Coding region: 173-703 (176 amino acids)
Biological process (GO): caveola assembly
Cellular component (GO): caveola
Molecular function (GO): molecular adaptor activity
Source: RefSeq, a predicted model, not a curated record
CAUCCUAUUCAUAAGUUGGAUGCGGAGCGAGGCACGAUUCAUGCAGGAAAGUACAAAGUUUUAAGCCUGCCUGGCUGAUAGAUCAUAACAUUUUGCUUAAGCUACAGUAUACUUUGCUUACUAGCACAGGAAUAUUGUUUUUUUUGGACCAGGACUAUUGAAGAGGGCCAAUAUGAUGUCAGAUGAGUAUUUGGUGGAGUGUAAGAUUGAUGACGAUGAUGAUGACGAUGACUACGAGGUGCAGAAAAUCCAGCCCUCUCCACCUCCACCACCACAGUUUAGCUCCAGCCCCUCCAUCACUCCCCAGCCCUGGCUCAUUCACGUCGACAUCAGAGACCCAUGUGGUGUCAACAAACAUUUGAAGGUAGAGUUCAGCGAUGUUUUAGCAGAGCCUGCCUCCACGCACAGCUACGAUCGUGUGUGGAUUUACAGCGGGAUAGCCUUCGAGGCAAUGCGGCUGUGGGGCUACCGCUGUCUGACGGCCCUGUGUGCUGUGCCUGUCUCUUGUCUCUGUGGCUGUCUCUUUGCCCUUCUGGCGUGCAUGCAUAUCUGGUGUGUGAUGCCAUGUAUCCAGGUGUGCCACACAUGCUUGCCCUGUGUAAGGUCACUGUGGAUGAGUGUGGUGAAUAUCUUCAUCGCUCCAUUCUGCACGUCUGCGGCUCGCUGUUGUAGUGGCAUACAUGUGCUGUUCUCAAAGGAGUGAUGAAAGAGUCUGAGGAAGCUGGUCAAACUGCUUUUCAAAGUUCACACUGAAAAACAAAAACAACAAGAACAAAAACAUGAACCUCUGUAGUCUCUGAAUGGAAUCUCGUCAUGCCACCAUGAGACUUUCAAAGAAAAAUAUGAUAUGUUAUUCUCUUUGUAUUUAAAUCUUUAUGCAGGACAUAAACAACGCUGGUUCAAUGCUGGUCCAGAAGAACUUCCUGUUUCAGUUUCACUAAACAAACGUUUUAACAAAAUGCAACAAACAGAACAUUUAUAACCUCAUC